ACUCGGUGAUUCAAUCAAGCGCUCCGCAUGUGGAUCAGCCGUAUGGUUUCCUGUUUUACGGCACUAAAUCAAAUCGUGUUGUUAGUCGUUGUGUCCAGCCAGGAGUCGAGUACCUGCAGUUAGAUGAACGACACAGCCAGGAAAAGAUAAUGGCUCAUUUAACUGAAAACCCCGCAGAUAAAGAGAGGUUCAUCUGUGUGUAUCCAGUCUACAUCAACAGUAAGAAGACUUUGGCUGAAGGAAGAAGGAUCCCCGCAGAGAAGGCUGUGGAGAACCCGUCCUGUGCUGAGAUCAGAGACGUCCUGACGGCUGCUGGGCUCAAUGUCUACGUCGAGAACAAGAUGCACCCCAGGGAGUGGAACAGGGAUGUCGCGUUCAGAGGUCGAGUCAGAGUCCAGGUGAAGCAAGCGGACGGCAACUUGUGUCAGGAGAAGUUCACGUCCCGUAAGGACGUGAUGUUUUACGUGGCAGAGAUGAUUCCUAAACUAAAGACACGGACCCAGAAGAGCGGAGGAGGAGACGUGAGCUCUCAGCAGGGAGAGGGCGGAAAGAAGAGCAAGAAAAAGAAGAAGUAGAACCCCAGAAACAACCCGUUGGUUUCUUAUUUUUAAACAGAUUUUUUAAUUUGAGGUCAUGGUGUGUGUGUGUGUGUGUGUGUGUGUGUGUGUCGGCCAGAAUCAAACCGUGAGCAUACACAGGAGAGUUUUUUUUUGUUCAGGGUUUGAUGCCAUUGUGACCUCAGAACUCAUUCAGCUGAAGGUUUUUCAAAGUAAAACAUCCGUUCUCCUUUUAAGUCUUUAUGUAUUUUGACCUCUCUGGCUGACCUGAGAUCUGUGAAACCUGCUCACAGCUCAUCAUGUUGUUUCUAAAAACUCCGGCAGCAGCAGAGAAAGGAACUGAUUUCUGUUGUUAUAUUAAUACAAAGCUCACGUCGUUGUUUCUCCACCAAGACGAGAUGAAUAAAGCUUUCAUUUUCUCA
Messenger RNA from Labrus mixtus (cuckoo wrasse), 979 nucleotides. It is a transcript of the gene srp19, whose product is annotated as signal recognition particle 19. Gene Ontology annotation, molecular function: 7S RNA binding. The transcript has 5 exons. The coding region runs from base 150 to 575 and encodes 141 amino acids. Gene Ontology annotation, cellular component: signal recognition particle, endoplasmic reticulum targeting. Lineage: Eukaryota; Metazoa; Chordata; Actinopteri; Labriformes; Labridae. Gene Ontology annotation, biological process: SRP-dependent cotranslational protein targeting to membrane; SRP-dependent cotranslational protein targeting to membrane, signal sequence recognition. The record is from RefSeq and is a predicted model, not a curated record.